AGGCCAGUUCCCUAACGCAGGCGCAGUGUCGAGUGUACAGGAGGUUGAGGGGGGAAUGAAGUGAGGUCAGAAGCGACUCAGAAGGUGAGGCGGAGCGGAGAGAGGCGUUGCCCGGGAAGAGCCAAGGAACGAAGUCCCCUAGGGUUGUGGGGAGAGUGGUGAAUAUGGAAGAGGAGCUCAGAUGCAACGACGGCGCCUGCGCAGAGUCGCUAGGCAUGAGAGCAGCUGCAUCCGGGAGCGCAGGACCGUUGAAAGCGGGGCGGAGCGAGGGAGGAGGGCGUGCACUGCGCCGAGGGGGCGGAGCCGUUGCCUAGGCUUGUACUCGCCUGCUGCAGGAGGGACUGGGUCCAGGCUAUUUGCCGCGGCGAGGAAACCCUAACUUUGCAAGCCGUGGUUCGCAGUCGUCGGAAGCGUUCUCUGGAUGUUUCCCUUUUCCUUAUCCCCUUCUUUCCCCCGUCUCCUCGGGGUGACUUUUCUGGGUGAGUCAUUUGAGGAGGAAGCCAGACCGGAAACCCACCGAAUUCCCUCAGCUGCCCCCGCCCCCUCCCCCUUUCCGUUACCUGGCUGGGACUCCACGCCCACCUCCCCGUCUCAGGAGCCCUUUCCUGCCUGGGCAAGGGACUGGCCAGAAGACCACCCUUUCCUGUAGAGCGAAGGACUUGUUACUGCGUCUGAACCCCAAACAUUGUUCUCCUCUGACUUGUAUUCUCUGGCCUUCUCCCCCAGAUGGGUUAAGGAACCAUCACCUAAGCGUUUGCCAAAUUUCACCUAAAUUCCACCUGCCUUCCUUUAUUUAAAACUACCUUCCGAGGAUAGGAUAGGAACUACCUUCCAUCAGCUGAAAUCCUGGGCUUCCAAACGAUAUGCUUCCUACCUCUUUGUAGAGUGAAAGGAACCCUCAUACGAACGUAUAGGAACUUCAACUUUCACAUCUCUUCACUGUAGUUUAAUCAGUUUGGGAAGAAACUGAGAAUCCUUCAUCAUUGGACUGAAGUUGAAGUUUAGAUUCUAGUCUUUGUUUACUACUGACUUUGGAGUUGACCUUAGAAGUCAGUCUAUUCAAGAAUUGGAAUAAGGUGAAGACUUUUUUGAUCCCUCUCUUUCAAAACUAUCAUUUUAAAAAUACAUGUGCUCAGGGUGGCUCAGUGGAUUGAGAUCCAGACUCAGAGACAGGAGGUUCUGGUUUCAAAUUUGAUCUCAGACUCUUCCUAGCACUGUGAACCUGGAUUGAUUGGUGGAAGUGAAGUAUAUUACCUACCAUUUGAAGAAAAGUCACCGAGGAAUGAAUUCCUGCUUGCCCUAUUAACUUAUUUGGCAUAUGCCCAUUUGUAGGUUGGCCUGGACAGACAAGUGCAGAGAGAAUGCUUCAUAUUAGUCGGUGUCAUCAUUUGAAACUAAUAACCAAGACAUGUAGUUCUUUUAUGCAUUUUAAAGCAAAUAGACACCUAAAGUUGAUUCUUCCAAGAACCUUUACAUUUAGAGAAUUAAAGAAGUCAUGGUUCUCAACUCACUCUCUCCUUGGAGACAGAAAUAUUUUAUUGAUGGGACUUCCUGGUGCUGGGAAAACAACAGUUGGCAAAAUAAUAGGUCAGAAACUAGCUUGUGGUGUUAUAGAUGUGGAUGAUGAUAUCCUUGAAACAACGUGGAAUAUGACUGUGGCUGAAAAAUUGAGGGAAGUUGGUCAUGAGCAAUUUUUAGAAGAGGAAGGAAAAGUGCUGCUAAACUUUGUUGCAUCUGGAGCUGUAAUUUCCCUUUCUGGGUCUAAUCCAUUGCAUGAUGCUACCAUGUACUAUCUGAAGAAAAAUGGAAUAGUUGUAUAUCUGGAUGUACCUGUGAUAGAUAUAAUUAAUCGUCUGAAUUUAACGAAGAUUGAUCGAAUUGUGGGCCCUAACUCUGGAAUGCCUCUGAAAGAAGUACUUCAGUAUAGGAGACAACUCUAUAAAAAAUGGUAUGAUAUUCGUAUAUUUUGUGAAGAUGGAGCAUCUGCAGAGGUAAUAGCUGAUAAAGUCUUCAAUGCAAUUAAGAGGUAUGAAGAUGUAGAUUCAGAAACAUUUGUUUCAACUAGAUAUAAGCCCAAAGGCUCUGAAGAAAAAGUUUUCUCAAAACACUUUAGUGAAGCUGUUAUUGAGGGAUUAGCUUCUGAUGGUGGACUCUUUGUUCCUCGAAAGGAAUUUCCAAAAUUAAACUUUGUAGAAUGGAAAAGCUUGGUAGGAGCAACAUAUAUAGAAAGAGCACAAUUAAUAUUGGAGAGGUGUAUACAUCCUGUUGACAUACCUGCUUCCAGAUUGGGAGAAAUGAUUGAAACUGCUUAUGGAGAAAACUUUACCUGCUCUAAAAUUGCCCCUGUAAGGCAUCUUUGGGGCAAUCAGUUCAUUUUGGAAUUAUUUCAUGGACCAACAGGAUCAUUUAAAGAUUUAUCAUUACAACUACUGCCACAUCUGUUUGCAUACUGUAUUCCUCCAACUUGUAAUUAUUUGGUCCUUGUAGCUACUUCUGGAGACACAGGGAGUGCUGUGUUAAAUGGUUUUAGUCGUCUUCCUAGCAAUGAUAAGCAAAGAAUAGGUGCGGUCACAUUCUUUCCUGAAAAUGGAAUAAGUGAUUUUCAGAAAGAACAAAUAAUUGGAAAUCAGAGAGAAAAUGGGUGGGCAGUUGGUGUUAAGUCAGAUUUUGACUUUUGCCAGACAGCUUUAAGAAAAAUGUUUAAUGAUUCUGAUUUUACUGGAUUUCUGACAAUAGAAUAUGGAACAACUUUGAGUUCAGCUAAUUCUAUAAACUGGGGCCGAUUGCUUCCCCAGAUAAUUUAUCAUGCUUCUGCAUAUCUUGAUCUUGUUAGUCAGGGAUCUAUUUCUUUUGGAAGCCCAGUAGAUGUCUGUAUUCCCACAGGAAACUUUGGUAACAUAUUAGCAGCAGUAUAUGCCAAAAUGAUGGGAAUCCCUAUUCGGAAAUUUAUUUGUGCUUCUAAUAAAAACCAUGUUUUAACUGAUUUUAUAAAAACAGGACUCUAUGAUCUAAGGAAAAGGAAACUGGUACAGACCUUUUCUCCAUCGUUAGAUAUUCUGAAAUCUUCCAACCUGGAACGACACUUACACUUCGUGACUGAUAGAGAUGGAAAGUUGAUGUCAAAAUUAUUUCAUCAGUUAGAAAAUCAGCAGCACUUUCAGCUAGAAAAAAUCCUAGUUGAAAAGCUUCAGCAGGAUUUUGUAGCCGAUUGGUGUUCUGAAGAGAACUGCCUAGCUGCUAUUAAUUCUACAUAUCAUACUUCAGGGUACAUUUUAGACCCUCACACUGCUGUUGCUAAAGUAGUUGCAGAUAAAGUACAAGAUAAAACUUGUCCAGUGAUCUUGGCUUCUACAGCCCAUUACUCCAAGUUUGCUUCUGCUAUCAUGCAGGCUUUAAAGAUUCAAGAAAUAAAUCAGACUUCAUCAGGUCAGCUUAGUUUACUAAGUUCAUACAAUGCUUUACCUCCACCACAUGAAGGCUUGUUAGGGAGAAUAAAACAACAAGGGUCAGAAUAUCAAGUCUGUGCCCCUGAUGUGAAUGUCAUGAAGGAACAUCUAGAAACACUUAUACAAAAGCAUUUCAUGAAAGUUUCCUAAUAAAAAAUAUUGAGUAUUUGUCAUUAUACCUAAUGUGUGUUUUAGAAGUUUAUAAUAUAUAUGAAGUUGCCAUUUCAGUAACUUGCAUAUUUUCUAGAAUUAAAUGUUGUGUCUACAAAUACUCUUAACUAGACAGUUUACUGGAAACAAUGCAUAAAUGCAUGGGCUUUCAGGAUAUGAUUGUGGUAGUCAUCAUAAAUCAAAGCUGUGCUUAUGAAAGAUGACUGGAGCCCUUCUUUGCCCUUGUUAACAGCUAAGAUUUCUGGUUUCCAUUAGUAAUUUGGCAACUGGAAUAUUCAAUGCUGCUGUUGGGUACCACAUCUGUUAACAUUUAUUGGUAUUCGAGUGACUAGAAGGUUAAUGUACCUCAAAAAAUGUCUAACUUGUCCCUGGGGAAUGAUGAACUCAUCCAACAGGAUCAAGACUAUAUUUUUUUGUCUUGAAGGAAUCAUACUUGUCUAGAAUUACCUUAAUUGGCAUCUAGAUUGCCUAGAUUUAAUUAGACAAUUACUUAGCCCUCCAACUUAAUUUAACAGUGUAGAUUUGUUGGAAUGAUAGUCCUUGAGAACAAAGUCUAUUGUAGGCAUUAUUUCUUAUGUUAUAAUUUAUUAUUAUUAAAUGAUAAGCAUCAUAAUAAAAUAACAUCUGUUAAUAGUUGUUAAGUAAAUGAAAUUUCUUAUCCUAAUCUAGAGUGUUUUUCAAAAUUAAUAAUAUUUGUAUAGAUGUAGCAGCCAAAUUUUUACCAUUUCAUAAAAACAGUUCUGUAAUGUUUGAAACCAGAAACUUUAUACAUCCCAAUAAAUUUGUUGAACAUU
Messenger RNA from Monodelphis domestica (gray short-tailed opossum), 4411 nucleotides. It is a transcript of the gene THNSL1, whose product is annotated as threonine synthase like 1. The record is from RefSeq and is a predicted model, not a curated record. Gene Ontology annotation, cellular component: cytoplasm. NCBI's taxonomy places the organism in Eukaryota, Metazoa, Chordata, Mammalia, Didelphimorphia, Didelphidae.